Messenger RNA from Cydia pomonella (codling moth), 5465 nucleotides. Its product is annotated as synaptic vesicle glycoprotein 2A-like. Lineage: Eukaryota; Metazoa; Arthropoda; Insecta; Lepidoptera; Tortricidae. Gene Ontology annotation, molecular function: transmembrane transporter activity. The record is from RefSeq and is a predicted model, not a curated record. Gene Ontology annotation, biological process: transmembrane transport. The coding region runs from base 258 to 1841 and encodes 527 amino acids. The transcript is spliced from 11 exons.
ACUGUUUUUAAUUUCAAAGUCCGCGUAACGCAUUUUUGGAUAAAAGUUUGUGUUGUCUGUGCCUGUUUUUGUUUUAAGUGCUUUAAGAUCGUUGGAAGUCUCCUUAUUCCGUGAUCCAUUUUGAAACGUGGUUCAAAAUUAUUAUGAUUUUUAAUUAGUCCCCUGGCCAGUGUCUUUGUUGUUUUAAAAGUAUUAAUAAAUAUUAAACUGGAGGAAGAUAUAUAAUCAUUCAUAAUUAGAACAGAUAGUUCACAAAAAUGGUGGCAAACGGGAGAAUGGAGAAAAAACCGUCAACGGAGAAGAUACCCACGACCGCCACGCUGGAUGAGGCCAUGCUGGAAGCUGGUUUGGGUGUGUACAAUAUAGCGCACAUGCUCAUGAGCGGCAUCAUCCUGAUGGGGGUGAUCAUGCAGACCCUGAACCUAGGCUACGUGAUCCCAGCAGCGCAGUGCGACCUCAACCUGAGCAUGGGGACCAAAGGAUGGCUCGCCGCUAUCCCUUUCACUUCUAUGAUCCUGACAUCCCACAUGUGGGGCUACUUAGCAGACACGCGCGGCCGUCGGCCAGUGAUGAUGGUCUCCAUGCUGGUGUCCGUGCUUCUCAGUAUACUGGCCAGCUUCGCGCCCAACCUGCCCGUGUUCGCUGUUCUGACGUUCUUUUCAGCUGUGUUUAUGUCGGGCCCUUCAGCGGUCGUCUACACAUACCUGGGCGAGUUUAACAACCUCCAGCACAGGGACAAGAUGGUGGCUUUCGGAGCGUCCUUCGUGGGGAUCGGGACCGUGUUGCUACCUGGUGUCUCCUGGCUAAUCCUCCCACAGGACUUCGCCUGGCCAAUCUCCUGGCUGGGCAUCGUCUACCGCCCCUGGCGUCUUCUCGUGGUCGCCGCCGCCUUACCCUACACCUUGGGGGCUGUGCUUCUGUUCUUGGCUCCUGAGAGCCCUAAGUUCCUAAACGCGCAGGGCAGAUAUGAUGAAUGCUUGGCGACUGUGAAGAAAAUUUAUGGGGUCAAUAAUUGGACUGAUCCGGAGACUUUCCCGAUCAAAUCAUUAGUAGUUGACCCGAAUGCAGUGACAGCAAGCAGCAGCAAGGGUAUCAUGGCGGUGUUUGGUUCCAUGUGGGACCAGACGGCGCCCCUGUUUAAAGGGAAACUCCUCAAAUGGACCUGCCUCACUUGCUUCGUGCAGUACGGGAUAUUCUCGGCCUGUAACGGAUUCUACGUAUGGUUCCCGACAAUCCUCAACUCGCUGGCCAACCACAACGGGGCUGAAGACGCCAGGAUUUGCGAGAUUCUUGAUGCGAGUCAGAAAGCUGCCGCGAACGCUACUGAUGUGAUCUGCGACGACACCAUGAACACCGAAACCUUCCAGCGCUCCAUCUACAUCGGUCUCGUAUUCUGCUCCAUGUACAUCGUGGUUGGUUUCCUCGUGGACUUCGUGGGCAAGAAGCUGAUUCUCCUGACGAUCCUCGGCGGCUCCGGGCUGUGCGGCAUCAGUGCUCACCUGGCUUCCAACCAACAGACGGCUGUAGUUCUCUUCGCGGUGUUCCAGAUGAGUGGAGCGUGUAUUGGCAUGAUGAAUGCUGUGGCUGUUGAAUUGUUCCCGACUAAAUACAGGGCUAUGGCAGUGUGCUUGUCCAUGAUGAUGGGCCGAGUGGGUUCAGUGGUGGGCUCCAACCUCAUCGGCAUAUUCAUGAGGGUCAACUGCGGCAUCAGUUUCUAUCUCUUCGGAGGACUCUUGCUCACGUGCUGCGCAGUCUGUCUCACUCUUCCGGGCAAGAAGAAGCGCGUAAAACAUACCAAGAGCGUAGAACCGGCCCAGAACGAAACCCACGAACCCGUAUGAAGUGGAUCAACAAAUAACGCGAACCACUUCGUCCGUUCAUCUAUUUGCCUCUCUAUCACUCUUGUAUGAAUGAGCGAUAGAGAUGCGGAUAGCGAAAUUUUGAUUAACGAUGCACGCGGUUGGAUCCUUACAUCUAACCAGGAUUUUGGGGAGCUGUCGUAAAGGAGUUAGUAGACUUCGAGAUAAAGAUGAAAUUGAAGUGUUUUUUGGUACUAGGUAUAGUAAGAAGAGUUCUGGGAAUUACUGUAGAUGAAAGUAAAUAUGGCAAGUACCCUAAAAAGUUGUAUUUUUUUUGCAGCUUCAAGUGCAAUUUAGUGACUAUACUUUUUUUACUUCAAUUGAUUAUUUUAAUGUAGAGACAUUUUGUACAGUAGCAACACACAUCCAGUCAGAGUCAGAACGCAUGGAGCGUGUGUGAGCGAUGUUUGGCGCAUGGCGCAUGACACGGGUUCCAUAUUUACUCGGAAAACUGGCACGCGAAGUAUGAAUUGACAAAGACGAUAUUUAUAACAAACUAGGAUAAAAACUAAGAAGAUGAGGAUAACGAAACUUGAAAGUAUUUACAUAAUUAACGAAUAAAAAAAUCAAGAGCAAUAAUAGCAUAAAAAUGUGUUGUGGGGUCAAUGACGUCACGUAUAUGAGGGGAUCAAAAUAUUAGGGUCCACGCACGCGACGGCCCUUGUUAUAUUAUCGAUUCAUUUUCACCCUUAUCUUGAAGAUAAAUACAAAUAAAAAAGCGGCCAAGUGCGAGUCGGACUGACCCAUGAAGGGUUCCGUACCAUUUAUGACGUAUUAAAAAACUACUUACUAGAUCUCGUUCAAACAAAUUUUCGGUGGAAGUUUGCAUGGUAAUGUACAUCAUUUUUUUUUUGGGUUUAUCAUUCUCCUUAUUUAGAAGUUACAGGGGGGGGGGGGGGACACGCAUUUCACCACUUUGGAAGUGUCUCUCGCGCAAACUAUUCAGGAAACCUCAAUAUCAUUUUUGAAGACCUAUCCAUAGAUACCCCACACGCAUGGGUUUGAUGAAAAAAAAAAUUGAGUUUCAGUUCUAAGUAUGGGGAACCCCCAAAAUUUAUUGUUUUUUUUUCUCGUUUUGUGUAAAAAUCAUAAUGCGGUUCAUAAAAUACAUCUACUUGCCAAGUUUGAACAGUAUAGUUCUUAUAGUUUCGGAAAAAAGUGGCUGUGACAUAAACGGACAGACAGACGGACAUGACGAAUCUAUAAGGGUUCCGUUUUUUACCAUGCGACGGAACCCUAAAAAGGUUGGUAAAUAGCUAAAAGCUGUAAAAAGUAAGAAUGUACUUAAACUUGGGUUAUUAAAAUUUAUAAAAAAUAUUGUAGAAAAUUAUACGUUUUUUUUUUAAGUCACCGCUUAUGAACUAACUCUUGGACUAUCCUAACGUAUAGUAUUUUAUUUGUUAAUACCAAACACCAUUUUCGAUUACAUUAUAAUAGACAAGUUUAAGUCAAGAAUACAAGUCUCUAAGUGGGCGAGGUGUUUAAAACUAUCUGAACACAACUUUGCUGUUAAGAUUAUAAGAGGGUGUACAAAUAACUUGGAACAGCUGGCCCGCUUGGUUAUUUUUGCUUUUAACUGGUACAUAAAUGCAUUUAUUUAAUUUAAAAAUAUCUGCGUAUUACAUAAGUAACAAUAGGGUUGUUACCAUCUACAAAUCUUAGGGCCGAAUUGUAUCCGAAUAAAUUCUUUUGGAUUAUAAGAACAUGUUAAACUACUUUUAGGGGACCUGUAAUGACCAUAUUUUUGUAAAUAUUGAAUUUAAAAUAUCUUUUGGCACACGUCACGUGACCAAACUCGAAACGUCUUUGAAGAUUCUGAUGACGUCACAACUCUCGGAUUGACACUGUUGACAGUUAGGCGAUAAAUGACAAAUGUCAGUUGACAGUUCGUAUCUUCUACGUGUGUAUGUAGUUAUGUGUCAAACCGUAAACUGUGACGUCACACAAUUUUCAAAGAGCGUUUUGGGCGCGAAAGCAUCUGUCAUAAUAUAUUUUGUUAAUUUAACAUAUUUAAAGCCGUUUUAAGUAUAAAAGUUGAAUUUUAGGGCAACUUUUAGUUAAUAUAGAACGUAAUACAAGCGUUUCUAAAAAUUGGAAACAACCCUAUUGUUUAACCAAUACGGUACAAAUUAAUAUUUAAAAUAGCAAAUUGAAUUAGAAAUAAAUACACUUAGAAAUGUAUACUCGUACUUAUAAGUAGAUAUUUAAGUAGGGAAUGAAUGAAGAGACAUCAUGAUUCAUGAUGUCAGAGGGCCUACCGCGAACCACGUUCGACGUGUUGCAUCUCUGUCGCACUUGUAAAUUAGUACGUAAGCAUGACAGGGAGGCAACACGUCGAACGUGGUUCGUGGUAAGCCCUCAGGGCAUAUAACAACUUUUAGAACGUUGUCUGAUGGUGAUGUAAAAAAAACGACUUUGUGCCAUGGACUUAACGUUCUAUUUGUAUUGAUUGACUGCCAAUAAAUAUUUUAUAUUGUUACAACUGGCAAUGCUCUGUGAUGUAUUUGUAGUUUUGUACUUAUAAAUGUAAGUACUUAAUAUGUUAGCGUAAUCGUAACAACUAUGCGUUAUAGGUACAGUCACGUCUAAAUAUAUCUAUAUGAACAAUGUCCCAAAAAUAUGUAUACACGACCUUGUUGCCUAUAUUUAUUUAUUUAAAGUUUAUUGUACAAAAUACAAAAAAAAUGUUGGACUUAAGAGGAGAGGGGAGGGCCGCUUCUCCGUACAAACGUAGUCCCCAUUUUCCUGUAUCGACUUUGACAUUAUGGAAAAUAUUUUUAAAUAUUUCGAUGAGUUUUAUCGAAUUUUUAAUUAUUGUAAAAAUUAGGAGCGAAAAACAGAUUUAAUACAAAUGUUUAAAUGCUCUUAAUAUCAAACGUAGGUACAGUCAAGUGUAAAAAUAUGGUUGUACAGUCAAGUGCAAAAAUAUGUCCCAUAGCAUCUUAUUCCAGUGUAAUAAGAGCGUAGUACCAUAUUUAUGAGACGAUUUAUUCGAUACAUAUUUUUGCACUUGACUGUACGCAUAGCUGUGGUUGAUAUACAAGAAAUUGUGUCAAAAUAUUUUCAAUAAUUGUCCUCUGGAGUUGCAGGCGUACAUAGGCUACGGAUACUGCUUACCAUCAGGCAGGCCGUAUGCUUGUUUGCCACCGACGUAGUAAAAAAUAAUAAUAAUAAUAAUAUCCAGAAAACAUUUUCUCUGACUACGUUUGUAAGAAAAGGCAAUUUCACACUUUCGAAAGUAAGAGAAUUUAACUUAAAUCUAUUGCAAACAACUGAAAAAUAUUAUAAACUAUCUACAUAUACAAUACAUAAAUAAAAUAUUAUAAUAUAUGUAAUUAAUAAACUACUAUAUAUUUAUCACAUACAUAUAAUAAUAUUAAUAAUAUAUAACGAUGAAUACUACUUUAUAAGGUGUAUACAUAUUUUUGGCACUUUGUCCCCCGUAUCUAUAAUUUCAGACGUGAUCGUACCAUAGAUAAUUUGUUGUAAUUUAUAGUAAUCAGCACUUUACAUGCACUUGUUAUUUGUUCACAUGCAUUGUAAUCAGAUUGUAAUAGUUAAUUAUAAGAAAAAGUAGAGAAUAUUAAUAAAGAAUUUCAACUAUUA